AUGUCCAAUCGGAUUAUACACAGCAACCAGAGCCUGGUACUGCAAAAAGUCACGAAACAGAGUGCGGGAGUCUACAGGUGUUCAGUUGUCAAUUCCGAAGGCGAAACUGUCAGCGACGAGCUGCACUUCCGAGUCCAAUAUGCUCCAACAUGCAAAAAUGACAAAAUCGUCAUUGUAGGGGCUUCACGAGGUGAAAACAUUGACGUCGUCUGCGAAAUUGAAUCGGAUCCACCAGCGAAGAGUUAUAAGUGGAAAUUCAACAAUUCAGGGGAAACUUUAGAGCUCGAACCGGAACGUUUUUCGAAAACUAGUAACGGCAGCUCAAGCAUCCUGAAGUAUACUCCUGUUACUGAACUGGAUUACGGCUCACUGUCCUGCUGGGCUUCCAAUAUACUUGGCCAUCAGGUUAAUCCAUGCCUAUUUCAAGUCGUUGCAGCAGGUAAACCGUUCCCAGUAAAAAACUGUACAUUAACCAACCAAACCAGCAAUUCAGUAGAAGUCUAUUGCCAGCCGGGCUUUGAUGGAGGCCUGCCUCAACAUUUUUUACUGGAACUGCAUACUGUCAACUCAUUAGUACCUCAAUAUAACGUCACAUCAUAUUCCGAACCCUAUUUCUUCUUGGAACAUUUAGAAACAGAUGUUACUUUCAAAAUCAUGGUGUUUGCUGUGAAUUCUAAAGGCAGAAGCGUCGCCGUGAUUCUGGAAGAAAUCACGUUGAAGGAAAAAAGAGCUGGAGCUGCAGAAAACGAGGACAACCAUCUGAUGUCUCUUAAUGUGUCAGAAGAGCCUCUCAGUGAUCUUUUUUUAAGGCAUCCUUCUUCUGUAGCUCCUCUAGCUGUUAACCAGUACCAACAGAGCACCAAUCCAGUACCAAUGGUGGGCACUUUUCCAAGAGAUUCCAGACCAAGGGAUCUAUGUGUGGGAAACGGAAAUUCAUCCACUGUACUGACAAGGACAUCAGAUUUCGAAAUAAACGGGCUGGCCAUCAAAGAACGUCUCAUGGCCAAUAGACUACCAGAAAGUUGUGUUUAA
Molecule: messenger RNA, 1032 nt
Organism: Ceutorhynchus assimilis (cabbage seed weevil)
Lineage: Eukaryota; Metazoa; Arthropoda; Insecta; Coleoptera; Curculionidae
Source: the annotation of a GenBank genome assembly